CCACAAUGUAGUCACCAACAUUCUCUUUUUUUUCUCUUCUCUAUGCACUCCUCAAAUUAGAAGAAACUACUAAAGAAACGUAGUGAAAACAAGUUCUAUUACCAUGCAUAAACUCACACUCUUUCUCUUUUGUAUCAUUUUCUCCGCAUUCACCGUUGGUUUUGCAGAUCAUGCAGACAAAACACAAAAUCCAUUCACUCCAAAAGCGUUCGUGAUUCGCUACUGGGACAGAGUGAUCAACAACCACCUCCCAAAACCAUCAUUCAUCAUUUCCAAGGCGUCGCCACUUAGCGCAGCAGAUGCAACCGCUUUCGCCAAACACAUAGCUGACAACACACUCUCCACAAAGCUACCGGAAUUCUGCUCCGCCGCGCACCUCCUCUGCUUCCCCGACGUAAAUCCCAGCCUUGCAAAACACUCACAGGACUCCAAAUUCUCCGUCUACAACGACGGUCAGAACUUCACCAACUACGGCACAGAGAGACCGGGCGGACUCGACUCAUUCAAAAACUACUCCAACGGCUUCGAAAGCAAUCCGAUCAACGAAUUCCGUCAGUACAGCCGCAGUUCCGCCGGACACAACGACAGUUUCACGAACUAUGCCGAUUCAACCAACGUCGCUGAUCAGAGUUUCAACACCUACGGUUCCGCCGCCGCUGGUGGCGCCGGCGAAUUCAAAGAAUACGCCAAAGACACCAACGUCCCUAACCUCAGGUUCACCACUUACUCUGUCGCGACCGCCGGCAGACAACAGACGUUCUCAAGCUACAGCGAGAACGGAAACGCCGGCGAUCAGAGUUUCGGUAACUACGGAAAAGACUCCGCCGGUGCUGAAAACAAUUUCAAACAGUACGGAACGGACUCUAACGUUGCAUCAUCAGGUUUUACUAGUUACGCAGAUAAAGGCACAGGUAACAAAGACACUUUCACUAAUUACGGUGUUAACAUGAAUAAUCCAACUGAAGAUUUCAAAAACUACGCCAGAGGAAGUUUAGGAGUCACUGAGAAAUUCUCAAAUUACAGAGACCAAUCUAACGUCGGUGCUGAUUCGUUUACUUCUUAUGCUAAGGAUGCAGAAACUGGGACUCAUGUUGAUUUUAAUAACUAUGGAAAAUCCUUUAACGAAGGAACCGACACUUUUAAAGGUUAUGCUAAAGGUGCUGGUGCUGAUCAUAAGGUUACUUUCAAAGGUUAUGGUCUUAAUAACACUUUCAAGGAUUAUGAUAAGAAAGGUAUUUCUUUUGCUAAAUACACUAAUGCUUCUUCUUCUUCAAUUAAUGCUGUUUCUGUUAGUGAUAGUUUGGCAAAGAAAUGGGUUGAACCGGGUAAGUUUUUCCGCGAAAUGAUGUUGAAGCAAGGUGUGGUUAUGCCUAUGCCUGAUAUUAAGGAUAAGUUACCGCAAAGGUCGUUUUUGCCUCGUAAUAUUUUUACUAAAUUGCCUUUUGCAACUUCGAAGUUGAAUGAGUUGAAGCAAGUUUUUAAAGUGUCUGAGAAUUCGUCUAUGGAUAAGAUGAUUGUUGACUCGUUGGGCGAGUGUGAGAGGGCUCCGAGUAAGGGAGAGACUAAGCGAUGUGUAGGGUCGCUUGAGGACAUGAUCGACUUUGCAACUUCGGUAUUGGGACAUGAUGUUACCGUUCGAUCCACGGAGAAUUUAAAUGGAUCGGGAAAAAGUGUUAUGGUGGGUCAAGUUAAGGGGAUAAACGGCGGGAAAGUGACUCAAUCUGUGUCGUGUCAUCAGAGUUUGUUUCCUUCUUUGUUGUACUAUUGUCAUUCCGUUCCAAAGGUUCGCGUUUAUGAAGCGGAUCUUUUGGACCCUGAAUCAAAGGCCAAGAUCAAUCACGGUGUUGCGAUUUGUCACUUGGAUACGACUGCUUGGAGUCCAACCCAUGGUGCAUUCAUGGCUCUUGGGUCUGGUCCAGGCCGAAUUGAAGUGUGCCAUUGGAUCUUUGAGAACGAUAUGACUUGGACUACUACUACGGACUAGGAGCAUCUUCGACCCCAUGUCAACAUGUUUUUAAUUCAAUCUCAUGUCAAGUAUCUGGUUUCUAGUUUCCUAUUUUUAGAAAUAAAUGGUUAUGUCAUUGGAAGAAAAUGUACUAUUUAUCAUCUACUAUGUAAGUUUGGAUUGAAGAUCAGUUUGAGAGAUAAUUAUAAUGUGCCAAUGUGAUUUAAGAAAAUGUUACAAACUUAAAGUUUUAAUAAAAUCACACGGUACUAUCUUGAUAUA
This is a messenger RNA of Vicia villosa (hairy vetch), 2227 nucleotides long. RefSeq names its product polygalacturonase non-catalytic subunit AroGP2-like. Lineage: Eukaryota; Viridiplantae; Streptophyta; Magnoliopsida; Fabales; Fabaceae. Bases 104 to 1984 code for a protein of 626 amino acids. The record is from RefSeq and is a predicted model, not a curated record. The transcript is spliced from 2 exons.